Messenger RNA from Canariomyces notabilis, 498 nucleotides. RefSeq lists its product as uncharacterized. The coding region runs from base 157 to 432 and encodes 91 amino acids. The record is from RefSeq and is a predicted model, not a curated record. NCBI's taxonomy places the organism in Eukaryota, Fungi, Ascomycota, Sordariomycetes, Sordariales, Chaetomiaceae. The transcript has a single exon.
GGAGAGAUACCCAGAGGCAGAGAAGUUGGAGUGUUUUCAGGGUUGCGUCGAGUAUUGGCUUUGGCCGUUUGAUAUGUGUUUUAUGAGCACGGUCACUUGUUUGUCUUGUACUUUUUAGUCGGUCCGUCGGCUUUUGCUUCGUUUGGGGUCUAAGCUAUGACGAGGGUAUACAUGUGCCAACUCGGGAUAUGCCCUUGUACCGUCUGUGUAUGUUGUGGUUUGUUGUUCAUGAGCACGUGGGAAUGGGCAGGGAGUGUUGGGAUGUGGAAUGUCACUCCUGAGGUUCGCAUCGCAGGGCGGUUUGUUGCUGUUCUCACCUGUUGUGUGUACGUCUGCCUGUCCUGUCGCGCAGAUUUUCUUGAGGAGACAGGAUGCCUUGUUCAACGCUACAUAUUGGCUUACGGAAGGAACACAACUGACAAGGGCGGAUAAUCGAGAACUCGAGCACUCGGACGCCACGAUGGAGAUACAUUCAGCACCUUAGGAUGGUACGUCUAG